This is a messenger RNA of Myodes glareolus (Bank vole), 2265 nucleotides long. RefSeq names its product TPD52 like 3 (gene Tpd52l3). The record is from RefSeq and is a predicted model, not a curated record. Lineage: Eukaryota; Metazoa; Chordata; Mammalia; Rodentia; Cricetidae. Gene Ontology annotation, cellular component: cytoplasm.
AAGCGCCCACUCCUUGUCAGGACGUAGACUCACUAGCCAGCCAGCCCAAUGAAUUUUGCUUCCCAAGAUAUGGAGCCGGCUCACCUAGUGUUCUGUCCCACUGGCGAGAAUUCUGAGCCUGCAGGCCUAGACUGCAACUCCACCAACCCCAACUAUUUGUCCCCAAACCAAGGACAGGACUCUCUCUACCAAGAACUGGAUCUGGAUUCCCUGGGUGAAGACAUUUCCCUGUCUGUUCCAGAGGCCAUGACAGAGACCUCUGCAUCCACCUAUGAAUCCCACCCAGCUUCAGAACCGGGUUUGUCGGAGGCUGAACAAAUGGAGCUCAAAUCUGAGCUCACUAAACUGGAAGAAGAGAUCGUCACAUUACGCGACAUGCUGGCAUCCAAAGAGAAGCGGUGCGGGGAACUCAGGAGGAAGUUAGGCUGCCUGGCCUUGAUGGGACUGAGGCAGAAUCUGUCCAAGAGCUGGCAUGACGUCCAGGACUCCAACACCUGCAUGAAGCAGAAGACUUCAACUGCCCUGUCCUCGGUGGGCUCUGCCAUCUGCCGGAAGCUGGAAGACGUGAAGAAGUCGUCCGCUUUCAGGUCUCUUGAAGGGCUGAUGGGGACAGUCAAGUCAAGAGUUGCAGGUGGCAGAGAGCUUGGCAGUAGCCUCCUUUCUUCACCAGCGGGUGGCAGUGAUCCACACUCAGUUCCGGGGAGUGGGUGUGAAACUGUUCCGGGACUUGGAGAUCAACUGCUCUCUGUCCUGAAGCCAGAGUGAGCCCUUUGUUAGCCUUGCGUGGCUGCCAAACCAGUCCAGAAGCCCUCUUCCUUCGUCACACUUGCCAAACAAAAACCAGCAAGCCACCAGCGACGGUAAAGCUAUUAUAAUUCUGGAUGAGGGCACAGUUCGGUUUCGAUAACAGGCUUGCCCGUUUGUGAAUAGAUAUUUGCUGCUCUUCAGUGAGAGAGAAGCCCACGUUUUACAGUAGUGAUUGACGCUACUAGAUGAAAUGCAUCCGUUAGCUUUUCUGAGGUUACUUUUAACGGACAGGGAAAUGGGUCCAGAGGAGUCAUAGACCAGAUCCCAAACUCUUUGGAAUAUUAGCCUGUUAGAAGGCCAGAGAGAUUUGUAUUUGAGGUUGGGGAAAGGUGUAAAAUAACCUGGCAAUAUAUUCUUCCCAUUUUCUUCAAGCACCGCUUGACCUACAAUGUUUAUUUUAUUAUAGUGCUGACGAUGCAGUCCCGCACUUUACAAUGCUGUACAAUUUCUCUACCCCCGAACUACAUCCCUGGUCUCAUAGCUUUUGUUUUUAAAAUACAGUCAAGAAAAUUGUCCAUCUAAAGCCCUCCAGAAAAGUGGAAAAAAAAUAUUAGCUCCUAUACAUUUUAUAAACUUUAUUUUUUCAAAGUGGCUAAUUCAGCAAAUCAAAUUAGCUUUGAUUCAGGCAAUUACUAUUUUGGACUCAGAGUGAAAAUGCAAAUUUGCAUUGCAUGUACUUUGCUCUCUUUGUAUAUUAAAGAUGGGGUUUGGCAUUUGACCCUUGUGGCAGCAUGUCUCCACCACAAGUCGCAUCUUACUCUGCUUCAAUUGCUAAUUAGUAAUCACCUUUAAGCUAAGGGACGACUGCAGGAACACAAUAUAGCCAGAUUUAAGAAAGCUAAGCCUCCCCAACCUCCAUUUUAAACAUUUUGAAAAGACUGUCAGCCCCAUGUAAUGCUGACUGUUAUGCCUUUGAAUCGGCCUAACUGAACACAUACCACUAUUCUGCUUGACUCUAAACCUGCCCUUGGUUUUAACUUCGACUCAGAAGGAAGAAGGACCCAGUCCUCCCAAGGUAGCAGAUCUAUAGAAACCUGUGGAAACUUGGUCUGAGUUUGUUCAAGCUUUCUAAUAUCUGAGUUUCAUAGGAACUACAUUUUGGUUUUGGUUUUGGUUUAUGUUUGGAUUUUGUUUUCUGUUUUCCGCUUGCAAAAUGCCCAUCCCAGUAUCUUCCUUCUUUUCUCCCACUGUAGUGAAAGAGGAGUUUGUGCUGCCUUGAUUCACAGCCCUCUGCUAUUUGUUUGACUCCCUUUCAUUAACCCUUUAUUUCCUACAAGCUGGCCCUCCCGUCCAAGCCCCCUAGCCUGUUUCGCUGUUUCCUGAGUGUUUCUUUUCGCAUCCCUUUUGUUCUCAGAAGCGAAACUAAACACUGCUGUCAGUGCAGAAGCUCCGGGUAAAACUAAGGCCAUUGAUAAAUCCUGGCCCUCUACCGAGUCCCAUAGGCCAUAUUUUGCUUGG